UUGAGGCGGAGGUCACAAUUUCCUGCUACGUCAUCGAAACUAAAGGGAGCGCUUCAGUUCCACGUUUGUAUAUUGCUGUCUUGCGAUAUUCUACACAGAGUUUCAUAUCUCAGUCGAGCUUUGGUAGUCAAGAAUUCUUUACACAAUCGAACAAAGAUCAGGUCUAUAGGCAGCAUGGCUCUGAGGAAGCGAAUGACUGAACAAGACGAGGAUCAGCUGCGGGAGUGGCUGGGGAAGCCUGACGCAGGGUUUGAGCUCUUGUUUAAGGCCUCCACACAGGGCUACAAUCCUGCCACCUUCCACCAGCUCUGUGACAACAAGGGCCCCACCGUCACGGUCGCAUACAACGCCAUCGGCUGGGUCUUUGGGGGGUACGCCAGCCAGUCGUGGGCCAGCCAGGGUGACUGGGUUCAAGCCCCGGAUUCUUUUCUCUUCCGACUUUCAAACGCCAACAAAUUCGAUCCUUUGAAGUUUCCAGCUAACGGUAACAUGGCUCAUUGUUUGUAUAACCAUCAAGGUUAUGGCCCUAUGUUCGGUGCUGGUCACGACUUCCUGGCCUUCACUGGUACGAGCCCAGCGAAUAAUGGCAAUUUUGUCAGUGCAAACGGACAGGGCAACAUUGGUAACACUUACGGCGUUGGGAUGGGCCACAACAUCAACAGUUUUUGUGGAGGAAAUCUCACCUACCUCGACGUAGAGGUGUACUCCAUUGGAAAGAGAGAAGCAAAAGAAGAGUCCAUUGAGAACAAAAUGCUGCAGGAAGGAAAAGAGUGGAGGAAGGUCCAUUGGAGUGACGAGGAACGAGAGCGGCUAAAGCAACAGGUGGCUGGGUACAAGCCGCGGCCCGGUAUGUCCGUUAGCCAGGUCAACGUCCUGCUGGUCGGCCAGGUGGGUUCUGGGAAAUCCAGCUUCUUCAACACCAUCAACUCCAUCUACAAGGGCCGUGUGUCCAGCCAGGCCAUGGCGGGCAGCCAACCGCACAGCCUCACUACAAGGUACCGAACGUACGAGGUGCGUGGAGAACGCGGUGGUGAGACCCUGUGUUUCCGCCUGUGUGACACCAUGGGGCUGGAGGACGCCAACACCGGGCUGGACCUGGACGAUCUGCCCUACCUGCUGGACGGCAACGUGCCCGAUAGGUACCAGUUCAAUGCAGCCGUCAACAUCUCCCCGGCCACACCCGGGUUUAAAAACAUGGCCGGUAUGAAGGACCGUACCCACUGUGUGGCGCUGGCCCUGGACACCUGUAACAUCAGCGUCAUGCCGCAGGGCGCCAUGGACAAGAUCAAAACCAUCUACAACAAAGCACUCAAGAGGGGUAUUCCUUCGGUGGUCCUGCUGACCAAGGUCGACAAAGCUUGUGAAUUUGUCGCCGAUGACCUCACCUUGGUUUACCGAAGCAGGUUCAUCUUAGAGAAGGUACAAGAGGUGAGUGAGAAGCUGGGCCUACCGGAGUACCACAUCUUCCCCGUGCAGAACUACUCUAAGCAGACUUGCCUGGACAACCAGAUCGACAUCCUGGCCCUGUCAGCCCUGGCGCAGAUUCUCGGCUUCGCAGAUGACUAUCUGGACGAGCAUUACGAAGCCCUGGCCACAGAGAACCUGGAGAAACUCAACGUCAAGGAGUAACGUGAAGCGUAGAUGCAGAAAUCCACACAGGACUGGCUAC
Molecule: messenger RNA, 1669 nt
Organism: Branchiostoma floridae (Florida lancelet)
Lineage: Eukaryota; Metazoa; Chordata; Leptocardii; Amphioxiformes; Branchiostomatidae
Product: interferon-induced protein 44-like
Exons: 8
Coding region: 175-1629 (484 amino acids)
Source: RefSeq, a predicted model, not a curated record